Messenger RNA from Quercus lobata, 1344 nucleotides. It is a transcript of the gene TAF11, whose product is annotated as TBP-associated factor 11. The record is from RefSeq and is a predicted model, not a curated record. Bases 87 to 863 code for a protein of 258 amino acids. Gene Ontology annotation, cellular component: nucleus; transcription factor TFIID complex. Gene Ontology annotation, biological process: RNA polymerase II preinitiation complex assembly; transcription initiation at RNA polymerase II promoter. NCBI's taxonomy places the organism in Eukaryota, Viridiplantae, Streptophyta, Magnoliopsida, Fagales, Fagaceae. Gene Ontology annotation, molecular function: RNA polymerase II general transcription initiation factor activity; protein heterodimerization activity. The transcript has 5 exons.
CUAGAGAGAGAGAGAGAGAAACAGUAGUGUGUGACUGUUAGAGAGAGAGAGAGAAAAGAGGAAAAGAAACUUAAAAAAAAAAAAAAAUGAAGCAGGUAUCAAAGGAUCCAUUCGAAGCGGCGACGUUUGAGGAGGAACAACAAGAAUCACCACCAGAGUCUCCUUCACUUUCACCUUCUCAUUCAUCUGCUGCUGCUGCUGUUGCCGCUGUUGAUGAUGAUGGAGUACAAGAUGACACCAUCGUUGAUGUACUCGAUGCUACUGCUAAUAAUAAUAAUAAUAUUAAUAAUAAUAUUAUUAUUAUUGGUGACCCCCCUUCUUCUUCCACAUUAAACACUACUACUGCUACUGCUGCUGCUCCAAUCAUACCACCGCACCCUUCUUUUUCAGCCUCUACUAGUCGUGGCGGCGGCGGCGGCGGCGGCGGUGGUGGGUCCCAUCCAUCAAAGAAUAAAGAGGAGGAGGAAGAAGAAGAGGAGGAGAACAUGGAUGUUGAGCUCUCCAAGCUCCCCUCUUCUGCUGACCCUGAUAAAAUGGCCAAGAUGCAGGCUAUUUUAUCACAAUUCACAGAGGAACAAAUGAGUAGGUAUGAGUCCUUUAGGAGAGCUGGAUUUCAGAAAGCUAACAUGAAAAGGUUGCUAGCAAGCAUCACUGGAACCCAGAAAAUUUCUGUGCCAAUGACAAUUGUAGUGUCGGGGAUAGCAAAAAUGUUUGUUGGUGAACUUGUUGAAACAGCUAGAAUGGUUAUGAUGGAGAGGAAAGAAUCUGGGCCCAUCAGACCUUGCCACAUCAGAGAAGCAUAUAGAAGAUUAAAGCUUGAAGGCAAAGUGCCAAAGAGAUCAGUUCCGAGGCUCUUUCGUUAAAUAGACCAGAUACAGUUUAUGUGGCUGAAUGCACAGUCUAUUAUUAGGUCAAUUCAACUGCGGGGUUGGAUGCAAUACGUUGGUUGUAUGAAUUAGAGGCCUGAACCUACACUUAAUCAGCAGUAAGCACUGGGGGCAUCUCCCUCCCAAAAUGAACACCAUGCACAGGUCAUAUUGACAGUCUCCUAUCUACUUCCUGCUUCAUUGUUGUAUUGAAAGCUAUGGGCAUAAAUGCUAGAACUGUCCUUUUGGGCUAUGACUCUCUCUCUCUCUCUUGUUGGAUUGGAAGAAAGUUAAGUAACUAUCCUUGAUUACUUUUCAUUGUUUAUCACCCAUGGAUGCCAUGAUGCCAGUGGAUGUCAUUGUGCCACGUCUUUUUCUUUUCUUAGGCCAUAUGGAUGUAAUUUUGCCAUAAAACCCAUGUUUCAUUAAUUUCAUGUACCUGAGGUAUUUUGUUUUGAAGGGCAACUUCAUUGCAUUU